Mesorhabditis spiculigera is the source of this 255-nucleotide messenger RNA. Lineage: Eukaryota; Metazoa; Nematoda; Chromadorea; Rhabditida; Rhabditidae. The record is from the annotation of a GenBank genome assembly.
AUGACUGUCCCGAACGGGGGAGCUCCACAUGACAAUGAGAAGGAUGAUGCUCACGACAAGUUGCCCGAGAUCCACCUAGCAGCCGAUGGCCUCCCACCGAUGCACCACUACAUCAAACACCACGAGGACCACGGCCACGAGAACGGCGCGUUCGAUGAUGACGGCUUGAAGUCGCCGCCGUUGAGCAGGAGAGGUUCCGAGGAUACCUUUGGGUCGGAGGUUGCCUCGCUGCCAGAACUCGGUAAAGAACGGGCU